UGAAAAGAGCGAAGCGCUCUAAUGGUACACGGAUGGGCGACAUCAUUCCAGUCUCUCAGCUUCGAGCGCCAGUCCAUCUUGUUCCACGUUUUGGUGCUACUGCAGACACACGUCUCACGGCAUAUAAUAGCAUGGAGCACGCGAGGGAGUUUUGGUUGAACUACUUUUGGGACAAGCAUUCAUUUUUUGCAUUAUCCGAGUAGACUAAAACAUACAACAUGUACUUGGGAUUCCGUUGUAGAAUGUGACGUUUUUUUCUGAGGUACGAAAAUAAAGUUGGCCGCAGCGUCGUUGAUGUCGGCUCCCCUUAUCAGUGACAUGCCUGCGCUGGACAAACUCAUCGAUCUCGAGCUUAAUCAGUUACUAUCUUAGAAGAAGC
Messenger RNA from Suillus clintonianus, 379 nucleotides. RefSeq lists its product as uncharacterized. The transcript has a single exon. The record is from RefSeq and is a predicted model, not a curated record. Lineage: Eukaryota; Fungi; Basidiomycota; Agaricomycetes; Boletales; Suillaceae. The coding region runs from base 33 to 203 and encodes 56 amino acids.